GGGUGCGUCGAGCUCGCAGCGGAACCAAGAUGGCGGCGUGUGGACGUGUACGGAGAAUGUUCCCCUCGGCGGCGGUACAGCUAGUGCUGCUGCUCUCGGCUGUCGGGGCCCAGAAAUUCGUGGGUCCGGGCGGCCACAGCCAGGGGCAGGGCCCAGCGGCCAACUUUGUUCCCUACGUCGGGCAGGCUGGAGGCGGUGGGCCGGGGGGUCAGCAGCCGCCCCAGUCAUUGCAGUUUCAGCAACAACAGCAGCAGCAACAGCAGCAGCAACAACAGCUCCAGCAACAACAGCAACAGCAACAGCCGCCCCAGCCCCCGCAGCCGCCUUUCCCGGCGGGUGGGCCUCCCGCCCGGCGGGGCGGAGCGGGGCCCGGCGGGGCUGGGGGGGGUUGGAAGCUGGCGGAGGAAGAGUCCUGCAGGGAGGAUGUGACCCGGGUGUGCCCCAAGCACACCUGGAGCAACAACCUGGCGGUGCUCGAGUGUCUGCAGGACGUGAGGGAGCCUGAAAAUGAAAUUUCUUCAGACUGCAAUCAUUUGUUGUGGAAUUACAAACUAAACCUGACUACCGACCCCAAAUUUGAAUCUGUUGCUAGAGAGGUUUGCAAGUCAACCAUAUCAGAGAUUAAGGAAUGUGCUGAUGAACCGCUUGGGAAAGGGUACGUGGUUUCCUGCCUGGUGGACCACCGAGGCAACAUCACUGAGUACCAGUGUCACCAGUACAUCACCAAGAUGACGGCCAUCAUUUUCAGCGAUUACCGCUUGAUAUGCGGCUUCAUGGAUGACUGCAAAAAUGACAUCAACACUCUGAAAUGCGGCAGCAUUCGGCUUGGUGAAAAGGAUGCGCAUUCUCAAGGGGAGGUGGUGUCCUGCUUGGAGAAAGGCCUGGUGAAGGAGGCAGAGGAGAAGGAACCCAAGAACCAGGUCUCGGAGCUGUGUAAGAAAGCCAUCCUCCGGGUGGCUGAGCUGUCCUCAGACGACUUUCAUCUAGACCGACAUUUGUACUUCGCCUGCCGCGAUGAUCGUGAGCGAUUUUGUGAAAAUACACAAGCUGGUGAAGGCAGAGUGUAUAAAUGCCUCUUUAACCAUAAAUUUGAAGAAUCCAUGAGUGAAAAGUGUCGAGAAGCACUGACUACCCGCCAGAAGCUGAUUGCACAGGAUUAUAAAGUCAGUUACUCACUGGCCAAGUCCUGUAAGAGUGACCUGAAGAAAUACCGGUGCAACGUGGAAAACCUUCCCCGGUCGCGGGAAGCCCGGCUGUCCUACCUGCUCAUGUGCCUGGAGUCGGCGGUGCACCGAGGGCGACAGGUGAGCAGUGAGUGCCAAGGGGAGAUGCUGGAUUACCGGCGCAUGCUGAUGGAGGACUUCUCCUUGAGCCCCGAGAUCAUCCUGAGCUGUCGGGGGGAGAUUGAACACCACUGUUCUGGCCUGCAUCGGAAAGGGCGAACCCUGCACUGUCUGAUGAAAGUCGUUCGAGGGGAGAAGGGGAACCUCGGGAUGAACUGCCAGCAGGCGCUUCAAACGCUGAUUCAGGAGACGGACCCAGGUGCAGAUUACCGCAUUGACCGUGCGUUGAAUGAAGCUUGUGAGUCUGUAAUACAGACAGCCUGCAAACACAUCCGAUCCGGAGACCCAAUGAUCCUCUCGUGCCUGAUGGAACACCUGUACACGGAGAAGAUGGUAGAAGACUGUGAGCAUCGUCUCCUAGAGCUGCAGUAUUUCAUCUCCCGAGACUGGAAGCUCGACCCGGUGCUGUACCGCAAGUGCCAGGGAGAUGCUUCGCGGCUGUGCCACACCCACGGUUGGAACGAGACCAGCGAGCUCAUGCCCCCCGGCGCCGUGUUCUCCUGUCUGUACCGACACGCCUACCGCACGGAGGAGCAGGGACGGAGGCUCUCUCGGGAAUGCAGAGCUGAGGUCCAAAGGAUCCUGCACCAGCGAGCCAUGGAUGUGAAGCUGGACCCCGCCCUGCAGGAUAAGUGCCUCAUAGACCUGGGGAAGUGGUGUAGUGAGAAGACAGAGACCGGGCAGGAGCUCGAGUGCCUCCAAGACCAUCUGGAUGACUUGGCUGUGGAGUGCAGAGACAUAGUGGGCAACCUCACCGAGCUGGAGUCAGAGGAUAUUCAGAUAGAAGCCUUGCUGAUGAGAGCCUGUGAGCCCAUCAUUCAGAACUUUUGCCACGAUGUGGCAGACAACCAGAUAGACUCUGGGGACCUGAUGGAGUGUCUGAUACAGAACAAGCACCAGAAGGACAUGAACGAGAAGUGCGCCAUUGGAGUCACCCACUUCCAGCUGGUGCAGAUGAAGGAUUUUCGGUUCUCUUACAAGUUUAAAAUGGCCUGCAAGGAGGACGUGUUGAAACUUUGUCCCAACAUAAAGAAGAAGGUGGACGUGGUGAUCUGCCUGAGCACCACUGUGCGCAACGACACCCUGCAGGAAGCCAAGGAGCACAGAGUGUCCCUGAAGUGCCGCAAGCAGCUCCGUGUGGAGGAGCUGGAGAUGACAGAAGACAUCCGUCUGGAGCCGGAUCUCUAUGAAGCCUGCAAGAGUGACAUCAGGAACCACUGUUCCACUGUGCAGUACGGCAAUGCUCAGAUUAUUGAAUGUCUGAAAGAAAACAAGAAGCAACUGAGUACCCGCUGUCACCAGAAAGUAUUUAAGCUGCAGGAGACAGAGAUGAUGGACCCGGAACUAGACUACACGCUCAUGCGAGUCUGCAAGCAGAUGAUAAAGAGGUUCUGCCCCGAAGCAGAUUCUAAAACCAUGUUACAGUGCUUGAAGCAAAAUAAAAAUAGCGAGCUGAUGGAUCCCAAAUGCAAACAGAUGAUAACCAAACGCCAGAUCACGCAGAACACAGAUUACCGCUUGAACCCCGUGCUGAGGAAGGCCUGUAAAGCUGACAUUCCGAAAUUCUGUCACGGCAUCCUGACCAAGGCCAAGGAUGACUCGGAGCUGGAAGGCCAGGUCAUCUCUUGCCUCAAGCUGCGCUAUGCUGACCAGCGGCUGUCUUCCGACUGCGAGGACCAGAUCCGCAUCAUCAUCCAGGAGUCGGCGCUGGAUUACCGCCUCGACCCUCAGCUCCAGCUGCACUGCUCAGACGAGAUUGCCAGUCUGUGUGCUGAAGAGGCAGCGGCCCAGGAGCAGACAGGUCAAGUGGAGGAGUGUCUCAAGGUCAACCUGCUCAAGAUCAAAACGGAAAUGUGUAAAAAGGAAGUGUUAAACAUGCUGAAGGAAAGCAAGGCAGACAUCUUCGUGGACCCAGUUCUUCACACCGCGUGUGCCCUGGACAUUAAACACCACUGUGCGGCCAUCACCCCUGGCCGCGGGCGCCAAAUGUCCUGCCUGAUGGAGGCCCUGGAGGAUAAGCGGGUGCGGUUACAGCCUGAGUGCAAAAAGCGCCUCAAUGACCGGAUUGAAAUGUGGAGCUACGCGGCAAAGGUGGCCCCAGCAGAUGGCUUCUCUGACCUUGCCAUGCAAGUGAUGACAUCGCCAUCAAAGAACUACAUCCUGUCUGUGAUCAGCGGGAGCAUCUGCAUAUUGUUCCUGAUUGGCCUGAUGUGUGGACGGAUCACCAAGCAAGUGACACGAGAACUCAAGGACAGGUAGAGCCGCCUUGACCACCAAAGGAACUCCCUGCCCAGUGCCCGUUUGUACAGUCCUCCUGUAUAGUGUACCCUCUCACCUCACCCUUCUACGAGGUGGCACCGGCACACACGGUAGAGCAGCAGCAGGUGCCCACUGCAUUGUCCCGUCCAGACUUGGCCACGCCUGCAGUGUCCUCCUCCUCCGCCACCGUCUGUGCAGUGUCUGCAACUUUGGUGGUUGCCUUGGUGAACUCGGGUUUUCCUGCCUGUAGACAAGUCUCUCUCCUACAGCAAAACUACCGAUCCUUCCAGAACCAACUCACCUGACCUGCAACUCAAAUGCUUUUUUAAAAAAAACUACCAAAAAAAUGGAAAGAAAUUUUUAAAGAAAGAAAAAAAUGUAUAUAAUAACAUCUCCAGGCGUGACUUGGGGGCAGGGUUAUUUCUUCUGUGUAGCUUCCUCCAAUGAAGGCAGGACUUGGAGCAGACGCGCACGCCCAGUACUCGGUCACCGAGGUGUCUGGCUCAUCUCCCAGAAGCAUCUCUGACCAUGCCAGGCCGGGACGGACGUCACUGAGUCGUGGCUGGAAGCCUCUAGCCAGCCUGAUUUGGGUCCUGUUUGCUUCUAGCUGUCACCGAAAUAAGCUGCCGCUGGUCACAGUCCGAUGGCCACAGGUAUUUCUGUGAUCUUACCGCAGUGCAGUAAGGCGUGAGCCUCCCUGAACUGAGGGCGGGUGGACGGGGCAGCUCAGCAGUCUGUGAAGCGGGACCACACACGACCUGCGGGGGGGGCUGGAUUUUGAGUGUGCUGGCAGCAGGAGCUGCCGCCUUCUCCCCGGGGUGCUGUGGGACUUCCCGGCGAGGUCAGCCCUGCCGAAGGUGCCAUUACUCUAGAAAUUCUUUGCCACCAGAGCAGUGACUGAGUGGCAGGAUCCUGUGAAACAGGGUGGGGAAACAGCAGGGAGGAGGGGGCGUCUCACCCACCUGGCUCUAUUUUCCAGCCGCAGUACAGAUCAGAGACGGUGGCUUGUAGAGAUCUAGUGCGGUCCCAGGGUGACUGGCGUCCCGCCUGGCCUCCCCGCAUGCUGCACGCAGGCUCCCAGAGAGGCUCCUUUGUGCCCUACAUGGAGGGUGUGGCGAGCGAUCACAUUAAAAGAUGGAGGAUUUUCUCUGUUCUUCUCUCUGUCCUUUUGCUGCGUGUGCACACCCUGGUAGGCACUAGCUAAGUGUAGUGUUUCGGUGACUCAUCAACUAUUCUGGAAUCUGAGCUUUACAGGGACACUGUUCCUGGCCAUCCUCCCUGGCCCUCCUGUGUGGAGGGGACAGGUUUGAGGCACAGGAAGGACGGGCCUGGGCAUCCGGUUCAGCCUGGCUCACCUUUGGUCGAGUUGGGGCCGUGGCAUCACAGGGGCUGCGCGGGAGGGCAGCAUGUACAGUAGGAGAUAUAUUUAUAUAAUAUAUAUUUUAUUAACCUGUUAGUUGUCCACAAAGUAUUAUAAAUCACGUGCCUAAAACUGUCCCCGUAGACCCAGGCCCCUCAUGGCACUCCGCCUCCUCCUACCCGCCUGGCACAGCCCACAAGUGCCAGCACCUGAGCGACAUCUGUCUUCCUUGAAGUCUGUCCAAGCUGUGUUGCGGAUUGGUCGAUCCAAAUACUCCUCAUCUAACCUGACUGAUGUACCUUUGAAUACUGUGGUUUUCUUUCUUUCAUUUGACUCUUUUGCUGCCUUUCCUAGAGGCAGUGGAUUCCACAGCCAGCUGUGUGUCCCUGGCCUGGGGUAAUGCAAGUCACCAAGGAAAGCUGCUAAGCCGCUGGUCCCCGUGGUCCUGCUCUUAGGGUCUUCCUGAUUUGCAGCAGCUCUCCUGAGAUUCUUCAGUCUCAGGAGGCUUGAAACGCUGUGGUUCGAGCACCACGCAUGACUGCACACUCUGCAGAUGAGCUGAGCUGGCCUGCAGGGCCCCCCCCUGCCCCGGGGCUUCCCCUCCACCCCCCUGCCCCGGGGGUGCCAGGCAGACGCCAGGCGGCGUGGGAUGCAGCCAGCGUUACCGCAGUGUGCUUCUCAGGACAGGAUUCCUGAUUCCUGGGGUGAGGAUGUCACUCCCCGUCUCUGCAGCCUCCCUCCUAACACACGUGAAGCAUCCUUAUGUUUCUAAAGCUCCUCCACAUCUGUGUUCGUUCUGAACUGACAGGAAAUCCCCUUAGUAGUCUGCAGCAGAUUGGAAGUUGAGGAAUUUGAUUUGUGAAACGCUUGUCAUAUUUAGAAACAGAACAGAAAGGAUAACUUUGCUGGUAUCUGAAAUUGUUCGUUAUAAGAAAGUCUGCACAAACCCUCUUUGGAGUGAUUUCCCUGUGACUGGAAAGGUCUGGAGCAAAUUGUCCUCAGUGCAAGGGACCAGCGUCAUCUGCGCUGGUGGGGCAGCCGGUCCUAACUGUUCCACACCUCAUUUGGCAUCACAUUUGGCAGGUUCUGAGGCACCCGGGUCGAUGGCGGGCUCUGGCCUUCAUCUGUGCCCCUGCUGUCUAGCCCACAAAUAAGAACAUAAGUUUGUAGUAGGACUUGGGCCAAGGUCACAGCUCCAGGGCUCCCCCUACAGAGGGGGAGCUGCGUAAGAGAGACAUUCUCUACCUUGAUGCAUCCCUGGACUUCCCUGCCAUUGCUCCUGCCCCACGACAGGUCUUUGGCACGAGGUACUGACGGGAGAGCCAUACUAAGGCUUAGGCCCGUGCUGCAGGAAGCCCUCGUCCUCUGCAUUCCUGGGAGACCUGUGGCUGCCACUCCCAGGCCUGGUUCUGCGGACCCCGCCGGCUUGUCCCAGCCGGUGAGUGUAUCCCGAGAAGUGAGGGGAAUUCCAGGGCACGCGAUGAGCUAGCGUUCAAGGAGCAGGUGUUCACAGGAACUCGCCACAGGUCCCUUGGCAUUGCUGUCUCGUUCUGUGCUUGCUGUCCUGGGAGACAACAAAAAACUUGGGUGCGGGAGACACUUUCCUGGAAAAUGCAAUGGAAAGUUAUUGUCAGAUUUCAUGUCUUCCUAUUUCCUGAGGUCAACUGAGAGAAGAAUCCAAUGGGAAAGACAUUGUCAUUUGUAUUUUGUCAGGCAGAUUGGUAAUUAUGCAGCUGAAAGCCUUUGACCUUCCCAAGAAAUGGACUCUUGGAUAUCCUUGUGGAACUGUUGGUCCUCUCCACCUGCAGCUUUGUGGUACCACUUCUGUCCGAAAGAUCCCCGUCGUGUGUCACAGGGGGAGGACUUCCUGGGCCUCCUUUCCUAGCUGGUCUCAAGUGCGCUUGAGCAAAGGCCGUCCCCUCCCUUCCUCCCUGCCCCGUCACAGGCCCCUUCUCACGUGCACCCACUCAGGGUGUAAGGACACUUAGGCCUCAGGAGUCAGCCAGCCCAGCCUGCCCCCUGCACCCUACUUUGUGGCCAUAGAGCCGCAAGGAGAAUGUGGCUUUGGGAAUGUGCGCAUUUCAGUGAGCUUACUUGGAUUUCCGCUUCUUCUGAAUUAGAGCGAUCUCAGAGCUCCGAAUGCUUCCUCAGGCUCCUUGCCGUGUGAACACCCCUAGUGGUUUUAUAAAACGUGGUUCCUGGGCCGGGGAUGUAGCUCAGCGGGCCUGACCGCAGGCCUGCCUGGCAAAUGUAAGGUCCUGAGUUCAAUUCCCAGUACCAGAAAAACCCAAAACACAAAGUGUGGUUCCUGGGGGUCUUCAGAGCCAUCUCCCAACCCAGCCCUACCACUCGGCUCUGGGUCCAAGGCUGUUGUCAGGCCCGAUCUGACACUCCGUCCUCCCCUCCUCCCAUUUGUCCAGUCUGCCAGCUCCACCCUCCCCAUUCCGCCUCGGUCCCUCCCCCGGGACCACGAAUCAGAGCAGUCGCAUCUGAGUCACGUCCCCUUCCCACCUUGGUCAGCACACAGGGGAGUGGGCUUCAGGGUGGCACACGGGUGAGACCGCUGUGGGGACACAGGACAGGGACUGUCCCCGAGAGCACAAAGGGGACACAAAGGGCUGUCGCCACAGGCUGGUGGUGACAGGGUCCCACCGGGGGGUCUGCCUUGGAGAGCUCUGGCCAGGUAGGAGGAAGUGUGACCGUUCUCUGCGUUGUCUGGCCGCUCCCCCAGCACAGGCCUGGCGGCUACUCCCAGAGCCCAGAGGCCGCCCGCCACACUCGUCCGUCUGCGGGUGGCUGCGCCAGGUCCCCGGGUCGGUCCCGGCAGGAAAACCGGCUGCGCGCUCAUGCCGUGUGAGAUCUUGGGCCUCUGAUUUUUUUUUUUUUUUUCCUAAGUACAAUUAACAAGCCUCUUUUGUAAAUGGGUUUCAUUUCUAUGUAUAAAAUCCCAGCAGUUCCUUGUUUUUACAUGUUCAUGCUGUGUAAUUUUGAGAUGUUACUGAGAUUCUGAACAUAAUGUGCAUUUUUUUCUGUACAGAUGAAAUGGGAGAAUUUAAUAAAGAGUUUGCAGGUUUGUACUUGUUAAA
This is a messenger RNA of Chinchilla lanigera (long-tailed chinchilla), 8048 nucleotides long. It is a transcript of the gene Glg1, whose product is annotated as golgi glycoprotein 1. Lineage: Eukaryota; Metazoa; Chordata; Mammalia; Rodentia; Chinchillidae. Gene Ontology annotation, cellular component: Golgi membrane. Gene Ontology annotation, molecular function: fibroblast growth factor binding. The transcript is spliced from 26 exons. The record is from RefSeq and is a predicted model, not a curated record. Bases 30 to 3602 code for a protein of 1190 amino acids.